Messenger RNA from Aspergillus puulaauensis, 1602 nucleotides. RefSeq names its product CobW domain protein. Bases 1 to 1602 code for a protein of 533 amino acids. Lineage: Eukaryota; Fungi; Ascomycota; Eurotiomycetes; Eurotiales; Aspergillaceae. The transcript is spliced from 5 exons. The record is from RefSeq and is a predicted model, not a curated record.
AUGAUUGCUAAAGACGAAGAAGCUCGCCAACUCCCCGUUACCCUUCUCUCGGGGUUCCUGGGGAGCGGUAAAACAACCCUGCUAGAACACAUCCUCAAAUCCCCCUCCCACGGCCUCCGCAUCGCAGUCAUUGUAAACGACAUGAGCUCGCUAAACAUCGAUGCCGCCCUAAUAACACACCAUAAAGUCUCCCAGACGAAAGAAAAGCUCAUCCAGCUCCAGAACGGGUGUAUCUGCUGUACACUCCGAGGGGAUCUCCUCGCUGAGCUAGCCCGUCUCACGAAGAAGAAAGAGGUAGACUAUGUCGUUAUCGAGAGUACGGGUAUCAGCGAGCCGAUGCAAGUUGCUGAGACCUUUACUGCCGAGUUUAGCUCGGCGAUGCUGGAAGCUGAAGGGCAGAUGGACGGGAUGGACGUGGACAAAGAUAGCGGUUUAGAGAUGCAGCUGGAUGAGGAUGAUAGGAAGGUUCUCGAGGAGAUAGCAAAAAUGGGCGGCCUGCACACCCUCGCCAAACUCGACACAACCGUCACCGUAAUCGACACCUUCAACCUUCUCUCCAACUUCGACACGGCCGAAUUCCUCUCCGACCGCUACGGCAGCGACGCCAUCAUCCCUGAAGACGAGCGCACCAUCUCCGACCUCAUGGUCGACCAGAUCGAGUUCGCGGACGUGCUGAUCAUGAACAAGAUCGAGGCCGUGGAUGAAGCCACCAAGGCGAAGAUCAGACGGCUGAUUGGGCUGCUGAACCCUGAUGCGAAACUCAUUGAGACGUCGUAUAGUCGCGUCGAUGUGAAUGAGAUUAUUGGCACGGGGAGGUUUAAUUUCUUGAAGGCUGCUAGUGGUGCUGGCUGGUUGAGGAGUCUGCAUGAGAUGACGGUCAUGACGACGGGGGUUGGGAAUAGGGUUGCCCCUAGACCGGAGACGCUGGAGUACGGGAUUAACAACUUUGUCUAUUCGGCCAGACGACCGUUUCAUCCCCGUCGACUGUUCUCUAUGAUCCACGACAAGUUCAUCCUUCUGCAGUCGAUGGAUGCCCAUGAUCAUGGAAACGGUGACGACGAGGAAGACGAGGAUGAGGACGAGGAAGAGGAUGAAGAGGAAGAGGAGAGCGACACCGAAAUAGACGACUUCGACCAACCAGACCAAGACCUAAUCCUAUCCAACAAACGCAACAGCGAAGCCUUCGGUCCCAUUCUCCGCUCAAAGGGCUUCUUCUGGCUCGCAACCCGCCCCAUGCAAUUCGGCGAGUGGAGUCAAGCUGGUGGAAUGCUUACUGUGGGGCCUGGUGGUCCGUGGUUUGCAGAGGUUCCGGACGAGGCGUGGCCUGAGGAUAAAGAUGUUAGGGAGUCUAUUGAGAGGGACUUCCAGGGGAAGUGGGGAGAUAGGCGCCAGGAACUAGUUUUCAUCGGGGAGGGACUGAAUCCAGAGGCCAUUGCGAACUUGUUUGAUGAGUGUCUGCUUGAUGAUAAGGAUAUGAAGCAGUGGGAGAGGGUUAUGGGGAAUAGGAAGUUGAGUAAGAGUGAGAAGUGUAAGAAGCUGGCGAGUAUGUGGGAGGAUGGAUGGGAGGACUGGCCUGAUGCUGAAGAGGAGAUGGAGAUAUAA